CAAGUCAUCACUCUUAUCUCUCAAGACAACACACACAGCAAUGGCACCAACUUUCUCUUCCCUCUUUCUUUCUCUUCUCAUCCUUCUUCUCACUCCUCUCUCCUCAUCUGCGAGAACUCAUUACAACAAAGCUUCCCAAUCUUCAAAAGUACUCAGUUCCCCAAAAACACAAGCACAGAAGCUCAUCCAGGCCUUUAACUUGUCUCCCAAACAUGCCUUCAACACGGGCAGCCCGGUACGGGAGGAAGACUCUUCGGUAGAUGCUCCACUAAUGGUGGAAAAGGAUUUGGUGUUUCCUAAUGUCGUUGGUGACCCGGCAAAUAAUUCUAUUCAAUUCUUGGGUCACCAUGCCGGUUAUUAUCGCCUUCCACAUACUGUAGAUGCAAGGAUGUUCUACUUUUUCUUUGAAUCAAGAAAAAGCAACAAGAGUGCUCCAGUAGUUAUAUGGCUAACUGGAGGCCCAGGGUGUAGCAGUGAACUGGCUUUGUUCUAUGAAAAUGGUCCUUUCCAUAUUUCUGAGAACUUGUCUCUUAUUUGGAAUGAUUUUGGCUGGGACCAGGAAUCAAACAUAAUUUUUGUAGACCAGCCAACUGGAACUGGUUUUAGUUACAGUUCUAAUGCAAAUGAUACUCGCCACAAUGAAGAGGGUAUUAGCAAUGAUCUAUAUCACUUCUUGCAGGAAUUCUUCAAGCAACAUGGUGACUAUGUAAACAAUGACUUCUACAUAACCGGAGAAUCAUAUGCCGGUCACUACAUUCCGGCUUUCGCUUCUCGGGUUCACAAGGGUAACAAAGCCAACGAAGGAAUUUUCAUCAACCUCAAGGGAUUUGCAAUUGGGAAUGGACUGACUAAUCCAGCAAUCCAGUUCAACGAAUAUGCUGAUUUUGCAUUGUACAUGGGAAUCAUUAAACAAUCUCAAUACACCAAUGUUACCGACUUGGUUCCUCCAUGUGAACAAGCAAUCCAAGCUUGUGCUACAAAUGGAUCAACUGCAAGUUGCACGGAUGCAUUCCAUGUUUGCCUCAACAUAUUCGACGAGGUCUUGUUUCUCAACGGCACUGAUCUUAAUCAUUAUGAUAUAAGAAAGCAAGGCGGCUACGACUUCUCAAAAAUGGAGGAAUUUCUGAACCAGGAUGCGGUUCGACAAGCACUUGGGGUUAACAAUACUGAAUUUGUUGCGUGUAGCACCACCGUGUACGAUGCCUUGGUGGCCGACUGGAUGAAGAAUCUGGAAGUUGGGAUUCCUGCUCUUCUUGAAGAUGGAAUCAACGUGCUUAUAUAUGCUGGGGAGUAUGAUCUCAUUUGCAACUGGCUUGGGAAUUACAAAUGGGUUACUGCCAUGCAAUGGUCUGGUCAGAAAAACUUCAGAAAUGCUCCCAUUGCUUUCUUUCUAGUUGAUGGUGUACAGGAAGGAGUCAUGCGUAGCUAUGGGCCCCUAACUUUCCUCAAGGCAUAUAAUGCUGGUCACUUGGUUCCAAUGGAUCAACCCAAAGCUGCACUAGAAAUGCUGAAGAGGUGGACACAAGGCACACUUACUGUGGCAGGGGAUCAAGCCAACAUUCCCACCUUAGACUUUGGUUCUCUCCAUUUUUGAAAAAAAGAUUCAUGAACUUCUCUGUUUUGAGUCAAAUACCAACAGCGGCAACCAAACAAAUUGGCGCGAAAGCUUUAUUUCCUUUUGAUCCUCCUACAGUACCAAGAACAAUCAUACUCAAACAAACCAAAAUAACAUUGUUCAAAAAAAAAA
Messenger RNA from Camellia sinensis, 1747 nucleotides. Its product is annotated as serine carboxypeptidase-like. Gene Ontology annotation, cellular component: vacuole. NCBI's taxonomy places the organism in Eukaryota, Viridiplantae, Streptophyta, Magnoliopsida, Ericales, Theaceae. Gene Ontology annotation, molecular function: serine-type carboxypeptidase activity. The record is from RefSeq and is a predicted model, not a curated record. Gene Ontology annotation, biological process: proteolysis.